UCUAGUGACCUAAAAUCACCAAGCCCUAGAACGCAGGCGAUGCGCGCUAGAAUGUGGAGGUAGGGCUCGAUCGAUCGCGGUCUCGCAUGGAUCUAGGUAUGGACGCUCACCGGAGCAGCAGCGCCGUGGCCGGCGCCAGCGGCGCCAGCAGCUAUGGCGCGCAAUUCCUCUUCAACCUCAAUCUCUUCCCGCGAUCGCUGUCGACCGUGCUCGAGGUCUCCGGAUUGAUCCCUGGCAGGUCUCACUCCUCCUCGCAGCUGGAUUCCGGGAGCUUAGUCCGCAGUAGUGGUAGCAGCGAUAGAUUAGUCGGCGGUGGGGGUGGUGGUGGCAGCGGCGAGGUAGCGAUUAGAAUUAUCGGCGAGGACGAGGAGAUUAGAAUAGCGCCGAGCUCUUCCUCUUCUUCUUCCUCUUCUAGAGGAUUGAGUGGAGAGAAUGGCUCGAGUACUUCGUUAGUGAUAGGUGGUGGUGAUGAGGAGCUGGGUGGUUCUCCACGAUUCAACGUUGGUGGAGAGGUUGCCGGUGGUGAUCCUAGUUCCAGGGAGGCGCCCGCUGCGACGACUACCACUACGCAAAGAUAUGACUUCCAGCCACUUGCGAGAUGGUUGGAAAACGUAUUGCCUUUUACGGUCCUUUUGCUCUUCGUUUUCAUUCGUCAACAUCUGGAAGGUAUAGCGGUCACGGUUGGUCUCACUGCCGUGAUGAUCAGAGCGAAUGUUGUUCUUCGCAGGCAAACAGCACUGAAGGGUGAACGGAAGAAACUUAUGACAGCGGCUGUGGGCAUCGUGUUGGUAUGUCAUAUAGUUCUAGUGUAUUCGUGGUAUACCAGCGAGGCCAUUUGGAAGCCAUUGCUGCUGCUUCCGCCGCGGAAGAUUCCAAAGUUUUGGGAGGCCAUUUUCACAAUCGUGGUGAAUGAUGUAAUGGUGCGGCAGGCGGGAAUGGCUGUCAAGUGCGUGCUUCUUUUGACAUGUAAGAGCACCAGGGGGCGUCAUUUUCGCAAACAGGGCCAACUCCUAACAGCGGUGGAGUAUCUUUUGCUCCUGGUCCGAGCUUUGAUACCCGGACCAGUUUGGUACCGGUUCUUUCUCAACAAAGAGUACGGCAACGUGUUCUCCUCGCUGACAACGGGUCUAUACCUCACUUUCAAGUUAACUUCAGUGUUCUCGAAGGUACGAGAGUUUAUCGGGGCAGUGGGUCUUGUCACUCGUUGCGAAGUACAAUACGGGAGCGCUGCCAGUUCGGAUGAGGUCCUUGCAGCCGGGGACAUGUGUGCGAUUUGCCAGGAGAAGAUGCAUUCCCCGAUAUCUCUCCGGUGCAAGCAUAUAUUUUGCGAGGACUGCGUUUCGGAAUGGUUUGAAAGAGAGAGAACUUGCCCCCUGUGCCGAGCAGUGGUCAAGUCCGCAAACUUUCGAUCAUUCGCGGAUGGCAGAACCAGCCUCCUCCCUCAAAUUUUCUAACGUAUGUAAAUAUCAAAUCAUAUUUUCUAAUCGUGCACGCUACUGUCGUUCGUGGCAGCGAAUCCAAAACUCUGAUUGGGGGCUUUGGCACGAAUCAAACGAGCUUUAGCAUUGAGACUGGGAUCAAACACAAGCCUUGCUCUUGUAAAUUGCAUCGCCACUUGGACUCGAAUAUCUGCGAGACGAGUGGACAAAUCUCUAGCGGAGGUUUGCAAUUGAUUUGUUUACCUGGAUUUUCCUCUGCAAAAAGUGUACGUAUUCGAUCGCUUUGUC
This is a messenger RNA of Selaginella moellendorffii, 1727 nucleotides long. RefSeq names its product E3 ubiquitin-protein ligase RNFT1. Gene Ontology annotation, biological process: positive regulation of ERAD pathway. Gene Ontology annotation, molecular function: ubiquitin protein ligase activity. The record is from RefSeq and is a predicted model, not a curated record. NCBI's taxonomy places the organism in Eukaryota, Viridiplantae, Streptophyta, Lycopodiopsida, Selaginellales, Selaginellaceae. The transcript has 7 exons. The coding region runs from base 87 to 1454 and encodes 455 amino acids.